GUACUGCUGCACAGAACAGCUCCUGACUUGACGCCGCCGGUCUCCGUCUGCAGUCGGUCUCACCGGAGGAACCGAAGCGCUGGAUCCCAGUGUUUACAGCCCGGGUUUGUGUGACCCCUCCAGUCCUGCAGACUGCAGGGAUGGGCCGUGAUCUGGAUGGCUGAACGGACGGGGACGAGGACCAACCACAUGAUAAGAUGCUGGCUCGUAACCGCUUCCUCCUCCUGGUGGUGGUGGGCGGAGCCGCGCUGGCCAUCAUCAGUCUGAGCCUCCAGUUCUUGAACUUGAUCCCCAUAACUCCCAUACUGGAGGAGCGACCCUUCCAGGUGGCAGAUGGAGGUGUCAUGGUGGCUCUGGGGAAGAGCAGGAAGCGAGUGUUCCCGGUUCCUCACACCGAGGAGCCAAAUCCCAUAUCCGAGGCCUACAGCUACUGCAACACACCCAACCGCACCGAGCAGGCCUGGGAGGGUCACAGUCCUGCCGACUACAAGCUGCUGUCUGUCCAGGUGAUGAUUCGCCAUGGCGACCGCUACCCACUCUACUACAUCCCCAAGACCAAACGACCCGCCAUCGACUGCACCUUGUCCUCCAACAGGAAGCCCUCUCACCCGCUGCUGAACUCCUUCAUCCGUCACAUGGGCCAGGGGGGCCGAGGCCACUGGGAGUCACCCCUGGGCUCCGUCCCCCGUCUGCCCAACCACAGUGCCUGUGAGAUGGGAGAGCUCACGCAGACAGGUGUGGUGCAGCACCUGCGCAACGGCCAGCUCCUCCACCAAGCCUACAAGCGCCACAACUUCCUCCCCUCCGACUGGUCGCCCCGUCAGGUGUGGGUGGAGACCACGGGCAAGAGCCGCACCCUCCAGAGCGGUCUGGCCUUCCUCUACGGCUUCCUCCCGGACUUCGACUGGACCAAGGUGACGGCGCGGCACCAGUGGAGCACGCUGUUCUGCGGCUCCGCCUGCGACUGCCCCGCCAGGAACCGGCACCUGGAGGAGGAGCAGCGGCGCCAGUAUCGGCUCAGGGUGAGCGACACAGAGCUGGAGAGGACGUACACCGACAUGGCGCGGACUUUGGGUCUGCUCACCCGCCAGCUCCGGGCCGCGAACCCCAUAGACUCCCUGCUGUGCCACCUGUGCCACGGCAUCUCUUUCCCGUGCGUCCCAACGGGGGACGGCGCCAUGGGGUGUCUCACCAUGGCACAGUUCGCCGUGAUCCGUCGACAGCAGCUGGACGACGAGGUGGAUCGGAGAAGAGCGGGGCUGUACCGCAAAUACGCCGUCCUCGCCAUGUACCCCUACCUCAACCGCACCGCCGCCAAGAUGGAGCGCGUCGCCAGGGACAACGAGGCUGGCCGGCAGCCGCGCCGUGCAGGCGGCGAGGAGGUCUUCAGCCUCUCCUCGGCCCACGACGUCACCAUGGCCCCGUUGCUAAGCGCCCUUGGACUUGAAGAGGCGCGCUUCCCACGUUUCGCGGCGAGAGUGGUCUUUGAACUGUGGAAGAGUCCCCCGGUAAUGCAGGGACAACAGAAGAAGAGGUCUGGCAAAGGCGAGAAGGCGAAGGCGAAGGACGGCGAGCUGUUCAUCAGGGUGCUGUACAACGGCGAGGACGUGACGUUUCACACCAGCUUCUGCCGCUCACAUGACCGCCACGCCAGCCAGCCCCUCUGCCCUCUGAAGAACUUCCUGUCUUUUGUCAGGAGAGACAUGUUCGCCGCUGUCAACGCCACUUCCUACCAGGAGGCCUGCUACCGGCGCCCUGGUUGACAGACGGACUCAGAGUAAGGAUGCAGAGCUACCAGAUGUUUCUACAGUUGUUUUCCACUUUUGAAGAUGGUGCACUUUUAAAGCCGCUCAUAGUGUCCACGUCGUUUUUUUUAAAUGUAGUUUGUUACAUUCCUGAGCACAAUGAGUGGCGCACACACACACGCAGUACUGUACAUGACGUCUCUGUAAAAUCACUUUCUAACAUUUCUACAAAUGUGUUUUUUUUGUAAUACUUUGUGUUUUUUCUGAAGAGUAUAACGAAAAGAGACGAGUAAUUCAAGGGAAGUCGUACGGCACUUAGCCACUUUAUUACAUUUUACAUUCCAUAAUACUGUGGAGUUGGAAGAUUCCAGUAAUUCCUAGAAGGCUUGCAGGAAAAAGGGAAUAUUGAAGCUGGAAAUAGAAUGCUGGAUUUAUCAUUCCUGGGAAAUAUUUUGUGUUUUUAUAGAUCUUUUCGAUGAAAAUUACACUUUGGGCUAGUUUUGUCCACAUUAUUCAAAUAUGACUCAAUUGUCACUUUUUAUUUCUUUAUGUUUUAAUCUUCGUUAUAGUAGGCUGACUGUUUAAUGACGAGUGUUAUUCAAACUUUGACACAUCAGUGUGGGACUUUUUUCUUCUUUGCUUUAGUAAAACUGACUUUUAAAGUGACAAACGACAGGAGUUUUCUUUCUUUACGUUAAUUUACAGAACAUCUGUAUUUAUAACAGUUGCUGAUAGAACUGAUCACGUUCCACUUUUUUUAUUUUGUUGUAGGAGUUUAAUAAAGGUUUAU
Anoplopoma fimbria (sablefish) is the source of this 2535-nucleotide messenger RNA. It is a transcript of the gene pxylp1, whose product is annotated as 2-phosphoxylose phosphatase 1. Gene Ontology annotation, molecular function: phosphatase activity. Gene Ontology annotation, biological process: glycosaminoglycan biosynthetic process; chondroitin sulfate proteoglycan biosynthetic process; dephosphorylation. The record is from RefSeq and is a predicted model, not a curated record. NCBI's taxonomy places the organism in Eukaryota, Metazoa, Chordata, Actinopteri, Perciformes, Anoplopomatidae. The transcript is spliced from 6 exons. The coding region runs from base 198 to 1763 and encodes 521 amino acids. Gene Ontology annotation, cellular component: Golgi apparatus.